Messenger RNA from Kluyveromyces marxianus DMKU3-1042, 1902 nucleotides. It is a transcript of the gene NGR1, whose product is annotated as RNA recognition motif domain-containing protein. The record is from RefSeq and is a predicted model, not a curated record. The transcript has a single exon. Gene Ontology annotation, molecular function: mRNA binding. Lineage: Eukaryota; Fungi; Ascomycota; Saccharomycetes; Saccharomycetales; Saccharomycetaceae. The coding region runs from base 1 to 1902 and encodes 633 amino acids.
AUGCCUGUUAUCCCAGCACCACCAAGUACGACCCUACAGUCUUCGAACGAACUCCCACGGACACUAUGGAUGGGCGAUCUAGACCCGGGUUUCGAUGAACUCAUAAUUGUAUCCAUAUGGAUGAGUCUUGGAAAGUCCGUGAAGGUGAAACUCAUCAAGAGCAAGACCAAUGCCUUGAUUCCGAUCAAUACGGCGUCGAAUUCGAACUCGAAUAGCGCAUCGAGUAGCGCCUUGGAAAUCAACGGCGUCUCAUUCAUUGACCCAAACAAGACCAAUUUGCAUCAUGCGGGCUACUGCUUUGUCGAGUUCGAGUCGUUUGAAGAUGCCCAACAGGGAUUAUCGUUGAAUGCGACGCCGAUUCCGAACAUUCCAUGCAAUACAACUUCUUCGAAAAGGACUAAUGACGAUGGGAAGCGCAAAUUCAGGCUAAAUUGGGCCAACGGAGCGACGCUACAUUCGACUAUCGUGCCCACGCCGGAGUUCUCGUUGUUUGUCGGGGACUUAUCGCCGUUUGCCACUGAAGCUGAUUUACUAUCUUUGUUCCAAACGAAGUACAACAGUGUGAAAACUGUGAGAGUGAUGACUGAUCCUAUAACGGGGGCCUCGCGAUGCUUUGGGUUCGUCAGGUUUGCGAACGAAUCCGAAAGGAGAAACGCUCUAAUAGGGAUGAACGGGGUUCAGUUCCAGGGUAGGCAGUUACGCGUUGCGUAUGCUACGCCAAGAAAUAACGUACCUCAGCAACAUCUGUCCAAUAACAUAUCCCAAGGUCAACCACAAUCCCAGGCACAGUCUCAGUCUCAGUCUCAACAAAACCAAAACCAAAACCAAAACAAGCAUCAUCAUCAAGCCCAAGCCCAAGCCCAAUCCCAAUCCCAAUCCCAAUCCCAAGCCCAAGCCCAAGCCCUAGCCCGAGCUCACGCCCAAGCCGUAGCCCAAGCUCAAGCUCAAGCCCAGGCUCAGGCUCAGGCUCACUAUCACGCCCAGCAACAAGCACAACAGGCGCAGACUCAGGCCCAACACCAACAACUGUUACACCUGCACCAACUAACACAGCAGCAACAACAACAACAACAACAACAACAACAGCAACAGCAGCAGCAGCAGCAACAACAACAUCUGCGGCAAAGCCAACUGCAGUUUCACAAUCAGCAGAUGGCCUCACAACAACACCCCAACAACAACAGCACCUCCACCAACCAGGUCAUAAACCCCAUGUUGAACCAGACUGCCCCAAUGCUUUUGGACACUGCCAACGUUAUCGUUUCGUUGCAAAUGCCCUCAGCUUCGAAUAACUCGGAUGGUCUAGAUCGUAUGAACACAGGCUCCACGUCGGUUACAACAUCUACCACCUCAGCACCAACUCCUGCUAUAACCUCGAACAGCACAGGUAUCGGCAGCCCCACGAUCUCAAGUAUUAGCAACAGCAUCAACAACAACGCAAGUCACAGCAAUGUGAGUAUUUUUAAUGAACAUUCCCCAAUUUCUUCAACAACCACAACUGCAACUGCAACAUCAACGUACACCGGUAACGGUAAUACUAAUGCAUUUAACAAUCACUACCAGCAUUACCAUAACAACAACAAUAAUAAUAACAACAUAACACCACCAAGUACUACUGUUUUUGUAGGUGGCUUGAACCCGAAUGUUAAUGAACUACAGCUCUUCAACCUAUUUAAAGCAUUUGGUACUAUCACAGAUAUCAAGGUACCUCCUGGCAAGCAAUGUGGUUUCGUCACUUUCAAUCAGAGAGUUGAAGCCGAAGCCGCAAUUAACGGAGUACAAGGAUUCGUGCUAAUGGGAUCCCCAAUCAGACUCUCAUGGGGAAGACUGAAUCCAGCAACCUCUACACCACCAUCAGAAAACAACUCAGCUGCUCUUUCAUCGUCGUUCUUGUACGUAUAA